AUGGCCGAUGUGGAUGAGAUUUGGCUGGAGAUGCAGCGAGAGCAGGGAGGUACCACCUACCCUCGCAAGACGAAGGUACAGGACCUGAGCCUUUUGCAGAAGGAAAAGACUAAAGCCAAGAGAGGAGCGAAGCGAAUGGACUCCUCCUUAAAUUGGAUGUCCAGCUGGUCUGCCACUUUGAAGCCGACCGAACACCAGGUGGAGGCCUUCCUCGGUGGCCCGGCGAUGGCCGUGGUCGAACCGCCCACCACCAUGGUGGACGCGCUCGAAGAGCUUCCAACUGGUACCCCAGAGAUUUUCUUGGCCUACAUACAGCGGGACAUCAACUGCUUGUCUGAGGAGAACUUGUCGGUUCGCCUUCAAUCUCUGCAGAAGUUGGAGCGAGUGCUGGUGAAGCAAAUCGAUAGCUUGGCCACUGACAUUGUUGAUGCUGUAGUGGAUGCACUGCUCAAGCCCCUCCUCAAGAGAAUGAAGGACCGGAGUGAGAAGUGUCGGGAAUCUGCCGUGAAGAUCUUGCGGAGCCUCGUGGAGAACACCUCAGAUUUGGCUGCCGCACUGCCUUACAUUUUCCCAUCCUUGGUGGCGCGGCUCGGCUCUGAGGACUUGGAUGGCGUAGCGCACCUCCCAGAGAUCAUGCGGCCGGAUCCUGAACAGAAGCCCACGGAGAUCGCGCAGCCUGUGGAGGACAGCGAGGAGGUCCGACUGCAGCUGGGGCACUUUGUCGCCUCGUUGCUGAGUCGAUGUAGCCCAACGCAGAUCUACUCCUACAUCGAUGAGGCCACCGGGCUGAUCCGUGCCGCAGCGAUGGAUCCCUUCCAUGAAGUGAAGGCCUUGGCCUGUGAGACCAUGAUCUCCUUCUGUUACAACCACACAGAGAUGCUCUUGCACUUUGCUUUGCCGCUGGCUAGAUCCCUUACGUCUUGCCUCACCCACAACCACGCCAAACUCCGCAUCGCGGGCCUCCGCGCGGUGACCGCGUGCCUGUGGUGUGGCAUCUGGAAGCACAACUUCGAGAUCUUUCAGGUUCUGAUGGCUUGGCAGGAUCCAAACAAGGUUCCGAUCAAGGCGUUUUACGAGGGAGUGACCAACGUGAACUACAUGUCUACCUUAAGCUUCGACCGCCAUCCAGCUGUGCGGCGCUUCUGGUUCGAAACCCUGGCGUACUGGAUGCUGCGAUGUGUCGACAAGGUGGACUUGGAGCCAUACAUCGCGCCCUAUUUGUUGACGGGCUUGUGUGACGAGAAUGAGGAGAUCGCGUUGGAGGUCUUUUGGCUGAUUGAGAAGAUUGGGGAGGCCUAUGAGGCCGAGCAUGAGGAGGACUUGAGGAAGACCAAGCAAUAUGGUUUUGACUACCAGUGGACCUACAACGGACGUGCCUCGGUGCCCUUCCCGCUGCAAGGCGUGUGGAACGGCGCGGGACGCUCCGCGUCGUCGGCGGUGCGCCGCAGCGGUGCUCGGGGCCCCGACUUGCUGGGGCAGAAGGCACUGACCGAUCAUCACCACCGAGAGCUUCUCGAUGAGGAGGAAGCCGAAGAGGAAGGGCCGCUGGGCUCGCCCUUAGAGCUCCCACGCCGGGACUAUGGGUGGAACGAGCUGCGGCACCUGGAGGUCUUUCGCAAGCUGCCCCGGCCGCGGUUGGGAUCGCGGAGCUGGGUGCGUACCCACACGCGGCGCUACAUCAAGGCGACCUUCAACGAUGUGGUCGACUUCAGGGACUGCACGGCGCUGAACGCGGGCCGUUUGCUGUGCAUGUCUGUGGCCUACACGGAGGAAGGGGUCACGGAGUGGCUUCAACCUAUGCUGCAAGCCCUUACGAAGUUCUACUCGGGCCGCGCAUGGGCUGCGGGCGACACCAGGGCCAUGCAGACCUAUGGAGCCGUUUGCAAGUUGCUGGGUGCCUUCUUGGAACCGGCAGCGCUGUGGGCGCAGCUCAGACCUGCCUUGGAUGCUGAUUGUGCCCUGGAGUUGGAUCAGCGGGUCGCCAGCAUGCGCAUCCUGGCCAUGUGCUUGGAGGGCCACGUGGCGGUCCUGCAGAGCAUCUGCCCGCCGGACCCAAGUGUUCGCAUGGGGCAGCUGGAGCCGGUGAUCCCGGAGCUGAUCGAGGAGUCUUUGCAGCUCCGCCGAAACGAGUCCACUUACUUCCAACGCCGAAACGGUGAACGUAAGCUUGGCGCCGGCGCCGAGGCCAUGCAUAACUCGGAUCUUCUUCUGAGUCCCACUCCCGAGUCGCGGGAGGCUGGAGGGGGGGAAGAGGACGCGUUUGGCGCCGCUUCAGCCCCUCGAAGCAGUGUUGGGAGUCGGGCAAAAGUCGCCCACGUUUGCAGGGGAGAUGCGGACACCAAGCGCCAUGUUGGUGAAGCGGAUGUGUUGGCAGUGUGGACAUUGACAAUUGCUCUGUUUGCAGGUGAUGUGGACGGUACUCUUCUCCUUUUUGGAGCCCUUGAGACCGCCGAACGGGCGCUGUUGAUUCUGGGUGUUGUUGAUCUUCUGGGCGCGCUUCGGACUGUGGAUGAAGUCGAGAGUAGAGUUCCUGCAGUGAUCCUGACGGAGUUGAGGAGUGCGAAUGCAGAGGUCUCCGACCAUGUGAAGAUGUUGGAGGAUGCCAACGCAGCGGCCGAGCAAAAGAAGGAAGCCUCAAAAAAGAAGAUCGAUGAGAAGGUAAAGGUGAUGCAGGAGCUGCAAAAGAAGACCCACGCGCUGGAAGCAAAGGCGUCCAAGAGCCGUGAGCUGAUGCUCCGUGUGGAGAAGGCACAAACGGAACACACGGAGAAGGGCCAGGAGCACGCGAAGUCCAUUGAGAAGUUCAAAGACCUCAGUGAUGAGAUGGAGUCCGUGGCACGGAAAGUCUUGCUCAAGGAGCAAGCUCUGAGACAGAUCGUCAAGACGCUGAAACGUCAAAUUGCCGCGCUGCGGGCCGAGUUGGACGCCUUGCGGACGACUCGCGAGGCCGCUGAGGUGGAGAUGCAGACACUGAAGAGCCAGGCCUUGUCGGCCGGGCAGUUGAAGGAAGGCGCCGAGCAGGAGCAGGCAAAGGUGGAGGAAGCUAUGCAGACUGCGAAGAAGGAGCUGCAAGCCAUGCAGGCGCAGCUCAACGUGGCGGUCUCCGCGGCCACCGUGGCCGAAGCCCAGGAGGAAGAGGCCACGAACCGGGCUCGGGAGGCUGCCCGAAAGCGGGAUGAUGCCAGGCAGACGCAGGCCUUGCUCAAGAAGUUGCGUCAGAAGGUGAAACUCUACUAUGAGAGCGUGGAGGAGGUGGAGAUGGCUUCUCCAGCGAAGGACUUGAAGCAGCUACCUGAGACGAAGGUGGCUGGAACAAGACUACCAUGUGCGUCCAGCGGACGCUGA
This is a messenger RNA of Durusdinium trenchii, 3345 nucleotides long. NCBI's taxonomy places the organism in Eukaryota, Dinophyceae, Suessiales, Symbiodiniaceae. The record is from the annotation of a GenBank genome assembly.